Ochotona curzoniae (black-lipped pika) is the source of this 4379-nucleotide messenger RNA. RefSeq names its product ribosomal RNA processing 12 homolog (gene RRP12). The coding region runs from base 37 to 3918 and encodes 1293 amino acids. NCBI's taxonomy places the organism in Eukaryota, Metazoa, Chordata, Mammalia, Lagomorpha, Ochotonidae. The transcript has 34 exons. The record is from RefSeq and is a predicted model, not a curated record.
GGGUAUCUGGAAGUCAAACCUUCCCCUCCGGUCAACAUGGGCCGCUCGGGGAAGCUGCCCUCCGGGGUCUCGGCCAAGUUGAAGCGCUGGAAGAAGGGUCACAGCAGCGACAGUAACCCCACCAUCUCUCGCCACCGGCAAGCAGCCCGCAGCCGCUUCUUCAGCCGGCCGUCAGGUAGGAGCGACCUGACGGUUGAUGCUGUAAAGCUGCACAAUGAGCUGCAGUCGGGCUCCCUGCGCCUGGGCAAGGGAGGGGCCCCGGAGACGGCCAUGGAAGAGGAGGCCGAACUGGCCGCCACCGAGAGGUCCUCGGCCACCUUCCUGAGCGGCCUCUCGGACUGCACGAACGUCACCUUCAGCAAGGUGCAGCGCUUCUGGGAGUCCAACUCGGCGGCCCACAAGGAGAUCUGUGCUGUGCUGGCCGCCGUCACGGAGGUGAUUCGUUCCCAGGGAGGGAAGGAGACAGAGACGGAGUACUUUGCAGCUCUGAUGACCACGCUGGAGGCAGUGGCAACUCCGGAGUCCUUAGCCGCCGUGGCGUACUUGCUGAACCUCGUGCUGAAGCGGGUGCCCAGUCCUGUGCUCAUUAAGAAGUUCUCUGAUACCUCCAAAGCCUUCAUGGAUAUCCUGUCAGCCCAGGCCAGCAGCGGCGCCUCCUCUGCUCUGCGAUGGGUCCUGUCCUGUCUGGCAACCCUUCUGCGGAAGCAAAACCUAGAGGCCUGGAGCUACCCUGUGACCCUCCAGGUAUACCAUGGACUCCUGAGUUUCACCGUGCACCCCAAGCCCAAGAUCCGGAAGGCUGCCCAGCAUGGCGUGUGCUCGGUCCUCAAGGGCAGUGAGUUCAUGUUUGGCGAAAAGGCCCCUGCCCAUCAUCCUGCUGCCGUUUCCACCGCCAAAUUCUGCAUCCAGGAGAUUGAGAAGUCUGGAGGCACCAAGGAGGCCACCACCACGCUGCACAUGCUGACGCUGUUGAAGGACUUGUUGGCCUGCUUCCCAGAAGGCCUGGUGAAGAGCUGCAGUGAGACUCUCCUCCGAGUCAUGACCUUGAGCCAUGUGCUGGUGACUGCAUGUGCCAUGCAGGCAUUCCACAGCCUCUUCCAUGCCAAGCCAGGCCCAGGCACCCUGUCGGCGGAACUCAAUGCCCAGAUCGUCACGGCCUUGUAUGACUACGUUCCUAGUGAGAAUGACUUACAGCCGCUGUUGGCCUGGCUUAAGGUCAUGGAGCAAGCCCACAUCAACCUUGUCAGGUUGCAGCGGGACCUGGGGCUGGGCCAUCUCCCUCGCUUUUUUGGAACGGCCAUGACCUGCCUCCUCUCCCCACACUCGCAGGUGGUGGUGGCUGCCACCCAGAGUCUCAAGGAGCUCCUGAAGGAAUGUGUGGCUCCCCACAUGGCUGAUAUUGGCUCUGUGACAGGCUCAGCUUCAGGCCCCGCCCAAUAUGUCGCCAAGAUGUUCAGGGCAGCGGAGGAGGGCCUGACAUACAAAUUUCAUGCGGCUUGGAGUUCCGUGUUGCAGCUGUUGUGUGUCUUCUUUGAGGCGUGUGGAAAACAGGCCCACCCUGUGAUGAAGAAGUGCCUUCAGUCCCUGUGUGACCUGCGCCUCUCCCCUCACUUCCCCCACAUGGCAGCCCUUGACCAGGCCGUGGGGGCUGCGGUGACCAGCAUGGGGCCCGAGGUGGUGUUGGAGGCCGUACCUCUGGAGAUCGAUGGUUCUGAGGAGAGUCUGGAUUUUCCGCGGAGCUGGCUGUUGCCUGUCAUCCGGGACCACGUGCGGGAAACACGGCUGGGCUUCUUCACCAGCUACUUCUUGCCUCUGGCCACCACCCUGAAGAGUAAAGCAAUGGAACUAGCCCAGGCAGGCAGCACAGUGGAGUCCAAGAUCUACGACACACUGCAGUGGCAGAUCUGGACCCUCCUGCCUGGUUUCUGCACCAGACCCACAGAUGUGGCCUCCUCCUUCCGAGGGCUUGCGCGGACACUAGGCAUGGCCAUCAGCGAGCGCCCAGACCUGAGAGUCACCGUGUGCCAGGCCCUGCGCACCCUCAUCACCAAGGGCUGUGAGGCUGAGGCCGACCGUGCUGAAGUGAGCCGCUUUGCCAAGAACUUUCUGCCGAUCCUCUUCAACCUCUACGGGCAACCUGUGGCUGACGGGGAUAGCCCAGCCCCUCGCCGAGCUGUGCUGGAAACCGUCAAAACAUACCUCACCAUCACCGAGUCCCAGUUGGUGAAUGGGUUCCUGGAGAAGGCUAGUGAGAAGGUACUUGACCCUACCAGCUCUGACUUCACCAGGUUGUCUGUCCUGGACCUGGUCGUGGCCUUGGCUCCUCAUGCAGAUGAAGCAGCCAUCAGCAAGCUGUACACCACCAUCCGGCCUUACUUAGAGAGCAAGGCACAUGGGGUGCAGAAGAAGGCCUACCGUGUGCUGGAGGAGGUAUGUGCCUGCCCCCAGGGCCCGGGGGCCCGCUUUGUGCAGAGCCACCUGGGCGACCUGAAGAAGACUCUACUGGACUCACUGCGCAGCACGGCCUCCCCUGCCAAGCGGCCCCGCCUGAAGUGCCUCAUACAUAUUGUGAAGCAACUGUCAGCCGAGCAUGAGGAGUUCAUCGCUGCCCUCGUGCCGGAGGUGAUCCUAUGCACCAAGGAGGUGUCUGUGGGUGCGCGAAAGAACGCCUUCGCUCUGCUGGUGGAGAUGGGCCAUGCUUUCCUGCGGUUUGGCUCCAACCAGGAAGAGGCCCUGCAGCGCUACCUUGUCCUCAUCUACCCUGGCCUCGUGGGCGCAGUGACCAUGGUCAGCUGCAGCAUCCUGGCCCUGACCCACCUCCUCUUUGAGUUUAAAGGUCUGCUGGGGACCAGCACGGUGCAGCAGCUGCUACAGAACGUGUGCCUGCUCCUGGCCUCCCGUACCCGCGACGUGGUCAAGUCUGCGCUGGGCUUCAUCAAAGUGGCUGUGGUCGUCAUGGAUGUUGCACACAUGUCCAAGCAUGUGCAGCUGGUGCUGGAGGCCAUCGGGCAGCUUUCCGAUGACAUGCGGCGGCACUUCCGCACCAAGCUCCGGAACCUGUUCACCAAGUUCAUCCGCAAGUUUGGGUUUGAGCUGGUGAAGGGGCUGCUGCCCGAGGAGUACCACCGAGUCUUGGUCAAUAUCAAGAAGGCUGAGGCCCGGGCCAAGAGGCACCGAGCCCUGAGCCAGGCUGCUGAGGAGGAGGAGGAAGAGGAGGAGGAAGAGCCUGCCCAGGGCAAAGGUGACAGCAUUGAGGAGAUUCUGGCCGACUCGGAGGAUGAGGACAAUGAGGAAGAGGAAAGAAGCAGGGGCAAGGAGCAGCGGAAGCUGGCCCGGCAGAGGAGCCGGGCGUGGCUGAAGGAAGGUGGUGGGGACGAGCCCCUCAACUUCCUGGAUCCCAAGGUGGCCCAGCGAGUUUUAGCCACACAACCUGGGCCCGAACGGGGGAAGAGGAAGGACCAUGGCUUCAAGGUGAGCGCCGAUGGCCGACUCAUCAUCAGGGACGAGGAGGACAGCGAGAAGGUAGAAGAAGAGGAGGGUGCCAGAGGGGAGGAUGAAGAGAUGGCUGACCUGCUGGCAGAUGCGGGUGUCAGAAAUAAAAAGCAGAAGUUUAAGCAGCAGAAAGAGGAAGAAGAGGAAGAGUUGGAAAUGCCACCUCAGUACCAAGCUGGAGGCUCCGGCAUUCAUCGCCCUGUGGCCAAGACCGCACCUGGGGCAGAAUACAAGGCCAAGAAGGCAAAGGGUGACGUGAAGAAGAAAGGGCGGCUCGAUCCCUAUGCCUACAUCCCCCUCAACAGAACCAAGCUCAACCGCAGGAAAAAGGUGAAGCUGCAGGGACAGUUCAAAGGCCUGGUGAAGGCUGCACAGCGGGGGACGCAAAAGGGACACAAAUUGCGCAGGAAGAGUCGCAGACCCUGAAGCCCAGCACCCAGGGUAGCCUGGGCUCCACCUGUGGCCCCUCAUCAGUCCCGGCUGCCUUGCAGCACCUGAGACUGUGGCAGAGCCUGCACCCAGCAUGACGUGUCGGGGCCAGGGCCCAGGGUGUUAGCACUACAGAUGAAUGCUGGCCUUGCCACGCGUCUCUGGGUGGCUCAGUGCUUUCUGCCCACGGGCCGUGCCCUGCAGCCGCAACUCCUUGGAGCUAUGGGCUCUCAGCACAGCUGCACUCCAGGUCUAGGGUUCCUGUGAGCAACUGGAAUAAAUGCAUUUCUGGAUGCAUCUUUGCUGUAUCUUGGUGUCAGCAGUUAUGGUUUGACACCCUGCCCCUCACCCCUGCCUGGCUCCUGACACCCAGGUGUUUUCCCCUGCCCGGGGCAGAAGGGUGGUCUGACUUCACGUGACCUUCAUAGUCAGAAAAUGACAUUUUGGGGUCAGGAGGU